ACCACCCAGCUCUGUAGGGGAGGGGAGGGUGGAAGGGUGAGGAAAGUGGGGGAGGAGAUGCUCGUUUCAGCACCGCGGACAGCUCCCGCUACAAGCAGCCAGCAGCAGCCGGUCUGUGCGUUGCGCUGCCGGACGGACAAGAAAGUGGACGAGCAGUCAGUGAAAGCAACACGUCUCGAGGACAAAACGUCGGAAAUGUUUUCCGAGAAUCGCGCUUAGUUUAUUUCGGUGUGGAGCGACGUGUUUGUAGUGGCAGGCUACGGGGAAACCGUUCCAGGGCUCCCGAGGUCCGCGUGCGUAAUCUCUUGGAAGUUUCUCGCCACUGAGACGCGGUCGCCGCCUCGCGUCCGUCCGCACGUCCCGUGGAAUCCGCUGCUUUUGGACAAAUGAGGACUCAAAAGUGGCGGCCACGCACCAGCACCUUCUCCUGAUCGGAUUACGUCCUCCAACAACUUAUUGGACUUUCUCCUUUAACCAGCUCCGCUGUCGUUUUCCGUUUUGGCAUUGGGCGUUUAUGUGGAAAGUUCUUAUUUGUUGAACAUUACGCGCAGGAGAAAAAAGUGAGAGAAGUUCAGGUUUCUCUCCUCAUGUGACGCAAAUGGCUUCUUCCAGCCUCUAACGUCUCCGCCCGCGAUGCUCUUUUCCCAGCAGCGAUGGGAGUCCUGCAGCCGCUGAUGCAAACCGUGGAUGCGCCCGGACGCGCGUCUCUCCUGCUGCAGCACUGAUUCUUUUUCCUAUUUGGAAGUCAGGGACUCCCCGGACUGUCACCUCCGUCCCCAUUUUCGUCAACUGGAAGAGACUGGUAGGUGAUAAUGGGCAAAGACCGAUGAAAAAUGCUUAUUCAGACCACUGUGAGAUGGAGUUAGAGGCCUCGCGACGCAGAAUUUCCGAGGGCACCGCGUAGGCAACUUCUGACAGCGAUCGAUCCUUUUGUUUUUCCUUUUUUUUAAACUUGCCACAGAAAUAGGCGUGUAGCGCGCGUGCAGCUGCUCGUGGACGAUGGCGCUGAGCGGAAACUGUAGGACUAAUCCCAAAGAGCAGGCGUCCGUUCAGAACAGUUUCCCAGAUGUGGUUGAGUUGAACGUGGGGGGGCAGGUUUAUUACACGCGUCACUCCACGCUAGUGGGCACCCCGAAUUCAUUACUCGGUAAAAUAUUCUCCUCCAAAAAGGACGCGUCGAAUGACUUGGCGAGAGACCCCAAGGGCCGGUACUUCAUCGACCGGGACGGCUUUCUAUUCCGGUAUGUGUUGGACUACCUCCGAGACAAGCAGGUCGUGCUCCCGGACCACUUCCCGGAGAAAGGGCGGCUGAAGAAGGAGGCGGAGUACUUCCAGCUGCCCGACCUGGUGAAGCUCCUGACCCCCGAGGACGUCAAGCACAGCCCGGACGACUACUUCCACAGCGACUACGAGGACGGCUCGCAGGGCAGCGACCACCGGCAGUGCCCGCCGCCCUCGCUCGUGCCCGCGGACCGGAAGAGCGGCUUCAUCACCGUGGGGUACCGGGGCUCGUGCACCAUGGGCCGCGAGAGCCAGACCGACGCCAAGUUCCGGAGGGUGCCGCGGAUCCUGAUCUGCGGACGCGUGGCCUUGGCCAAAGAGGUUUUCGGGGAGACCCUGAACGAGAGCCGGGACCCGGACCGGACCCCGGAUCGCUACACGUCCCGGUUCUACCUCAAGUUCAAGCACCUGGAGCGCGCGUUCGACAUGCUGUCGGAGUGCGGCUUCCAGAUGGUGGCCUGCAACUCGUCCGUCACGGCCUCGUUCGUCAACCAGCACACCGAGGACAAAGUGUGGUCCAGCUACACGGAGUACGUCUUCUACCGUGGUCCAUCGCGUUGGUCCUCGCCUCCGUGCGACUGCUGCUGCAAAAACCACAAAGGCGACGGCGAGAGCGGCACCUCGUUCAACGAGCUUUCCACCUCCAGCUCCGAGAGCCAGUCCGAGGCCAGUUCUCCCCAGGGAACAGUCAUCUGCGGCCCGGUCAGCCGCCAAGCGCACCCCCACGCCAACGUCCAGACCCUGGACAGGCCCCCGAAGAAGGGCCCCGUGGCCAUGCUGCAGCAGUCCGAGCACCGGCGGAAGAGCGACCUGCUGCGCACGCUCACGGCCAGCUCCCGCGACACCAGCACCUGCAAGAAAAGACCCACCAAGGAGAAGCUGACGGUGGAGGAGGAGCUGGAAAAGUGCAUCCAAGACUUCCGCAAGAUUAAGAUCCCAGAAAGGUUCCCGGAGAGGAAGUACAUGUGGCAGGCCGACCUGCUGAGAAAGUACCGCCUCUGAGCCUGGAACCCGGACAGGGGGGGGGGCGUCGAAGAGUGAGGCCACGGAUCAGUUUGUAUGUUUUUUGAUCAAGAAUUUUGCAGUGAAAAUGAGAAAAUUGUGAACUCAGUCGAAUCCAACGACAGUAGGCUAAAAGUCAAGACAGAACCUAUGAAAAAGCCUAAAAAGAGGUUUGCUCCGACAUAAGUAGUACGUAUGUGUGCGUUUAGUUUAGGCCCAACGUAUGUUCUGUAAGUAUGUGCCGUACUAAUUUAUACCUGAGGGCCUCCACAAUGAACAGAUCGACCAACGGAAGGCUUGAAGAUGGCCUUGGAGGCUGUUCCUGUGGGUCACUGGACUACACACACAGUCAUAAGAAGAAAAAAAGUCACUGGAGCCACUAAUUCAGUGCACAAACACAAACACUGACUGAGUAUGCGAAUGCGUGUGUUUGUGUGUGUUCGGGCCCAGGUGGCCUAGAGGUCACCGAUAAAUCUGCAUCAGGAUCUAUUAAUAAUUCAUGCUGUCCCGACAGUGCUCUCACUAUAAAUACACGUGGAGCUCCUGCAGCCUGGAUGGAGUAAGCCGCCGGCUCGAUAACGUUACUUUUAGGCAACAUUUGGGGACUUCUGUGGUGGGAUAAGGUACAAUUUCAUCAGCGCCGCAAUUAACUUUCCGUUCUCAUUUCAGACAAAUUGCAAAUGUACCCCAAGUGAAUCCAACUGCCUUGCACUGCAUUGAUUUUAAUCAUGUCGGCUAGAUAGUAGAGCACUACCCAGGUGACUGUGUGAAGGAUAAGUGAAAGGGUAACGGAUUUGAUUUGAUCGUCACACCACGGGGAAAUAUGGAGGUUAAAGAAAGAGUCCCGAUUUUUAUUCAUGGUACAACUCUAUUUACUGUACGCUACAGAAAUGAACAGGGGACUCACAAACAUCGUUCCUGCAUAUGUAAUAAACACAAAGCUCACAACGGCUCAGUCAUAAGGUCAUUUAAAUCAGGCUCGAUUUGACAUCUUCAGUAAAUAAGAGAGGAGACAGGCCUGCAGCGUUGGGUCGCCUUGUUACUGCAGACGAAUGCAGUCUGCACGGACUCGUGACACUAAUCAAUAGUUACUAACGACGGGGUCUGAUGAUGGAGCUCAUAGUGUUUUUCUCCCCCGAGUUAUGGACAAAGACAUGUUCACAAAUUCACGUAUUUAUUUAUGUAUCUGUGACUGUCAGGGUCAGUGGGGAGUAUGUGACGUUCGCACAGAAACACAAACUAGAGAAGGAUCUUCUUAAGAAGCACAAUUUAAUCACAUAAUUGCCUGAAGGUUGACGUUUUUUUGUGCAGCCUGUUGGUGGAUCACAUAUUUAUAUAUCAACGAACAAAGUGGUUAAAGAAGUGAUUUUCAUAGUGAUAUUUACUUAGAGUUAUGAUGGUAAACCUAAAAUAAAUGUCAUACUGAUUAUAGCAUUAAAUGGUAAAAAAAGACAUAUGACUAAAUAAAUAUAAAAAAUAUAAUUUAUAUUAUUGUAUAAAUAUAAGAAAAUAAAAUAUGUCUCGAACAACCUCUCAAAGUGGAAAGGCUUUCAAAACCUCAUGUGCAAUGUAUGAGACGCCUUUAAUUUAUUUAUUAAUGUAUUUGUGCAAUUAAGAGUCAAUAACAGGAAGAAGCUGAAGAAAUGAUUGGCAGGCGACCGCUUACAGAUACACAUGUUUGUUGAUCACAGCUUCAGGGAACGCAGAUGACAGACAGUGAUUUAUUUGAGUUAUGAAGUUAUAAAUAUUUAUAAACCAACUUGUAUAGAUUAAUGUUAAAAAUGACCUUGGAUCACAAAAUGAAAACGAAAACAGAGCAACUAAAAAGCAUUUCCAAAGAGAAAAAUGAACUUCUAAUAAAUUUGAACUAUGUUCAAUCAAGAAUCCAUACACACAAUAAAAUAUGCAAAAUAUUGACAUGUUAAAAGAUUUUUCUAUUUUCAAAAUGUCCCUAUAUAAUAGGCCUGUCAUGAACAACAGUUAAGAUAAUGAAUACAAGGUAAUUAAAUGUUGAUAAAUUAUUAUUUUUAUAUCACUCCCCUUCAAAAUAUAUAUGAUCAAAUGCUUUUAUUGUAUGUUGCCCAUAAACAGAACUUACAUUAUAGUCAGUGAAGUGGCUCAUGGGUUGUAAGGCAUUUACCUGACCUUAGUUCUGCCCCCACACGUGAACUGCUUUAUUGUAGUACAGAGAAAAAUGGCUGCAAUAUGUGGUGAAUAAAAUCCAAGCUUUGCCGUGUCAAUGAAGUGAAUGACAUAUUUUUAUACUGCAUUAUAUACAUUUCCAUUUUCCUGUAUCUUAUCAGUUGGAGAUAUAAAUAUUUUAAGUCAGACUACACAGCACAUGUAAAUAAACACCAUAAGUCAUCCCCAGCCAGAGUAAUGUAUUAUACCCGCUGUAUAUAUAGUAACAUGCAAAUCCAUGAGGUGUGACUGCUGCGCUGCCCUGUUAGUGACUGUAAACAGGUUAACGUUCAGAGUGUUGGGCCAUCAGGGGAUCAGGGGAAAUAUACUGCACAAGUAGAACACAAUAUUUGUCUGUGACUACAACACAUCACAACAUAGUGCUUCAGUUCAGUUCAACAGUGUCAUAAAUGGACUGACACUAUAUUUAUCUGACAGCACCACAGAGGCCCUCACUGGUGGCUCAGGUAUUUCAGUGACACUGAGUUGCAAUCGAUAGAUCUUAAAAUUGAUGCAGUGCCCAAAAACAACACAAAAAUAAAACGGGUUCAGCUGCAGCUGUGCAGCUGCUAAACCGACAAACUGAGUGCUGAUUUCUGGAGAAGGUCUGCCACUAAAAUACUACAAUACAACAUGUAAGACAACGUUAAUGACAGAGGCCCAGCAUGAAGCCAAGACAGCUGCCACACGGGCCUAGAGGGGCGAGUUCUAAUCAUCAAGAUGCUGCUGAUGUCACGCUACUGCAUCUGCACCGUGUGGUGAGAGAGUCAAAUGGGCACAUUCCAUGAGCACAGAGCCAACACACUGUACAUGUUAGUACAGAUUAGCUGCAGUAUCACUCGUUUAGUUCGGUUGGGUUCGAAGCUACAACCUUCACUUUGAGACAUUUUACCUGUUGAAGUGAGCACAAUACGUUUAUAUGUGUGUGACAUUUGUUUCUGAAAAGCAACAUGAUCAACACAAGUGUACAUAAAGAGAAGGAAGCAGACGUGGAAGAUUCUCAUUAUCAAUAAAGAAUUCUUGUAUAGCGUUUUGUAUAUUUUUAUAACUUUUUUUGACAUCUGCACUAGUCGGUCUUGUGCUGUUCACAUUCCACUGCAUUUCGAUGAGAAAUCAAGUUGGGAUUGCUGUGCGGGACGUAUGUGCUCUACUCUGCCUGCCAUGUUUAGAUGUGUUAUGUUGUUCAUCAUGAGACGCUUCUGGAAAAAAAGUCACACACAGACAAGGCAGUGGAAAAAGAAAAGCUGGUGACAAACAGAUUAAAAGCCUUCUAGUGUGGACAAAAAGCAUACAUGUUAUUUACCAGACUCAGCUUGACUCAGAUUUAGCUCAAAGGAAAGAAAAAGGAAGUGAUGCUACUGUAGUAAGCCGUCACCUCGUUAUCAGGACAGCCCAAAGGCUGUGUGUGAUUUUCUUUCCUGAAGUUCUAGUCAUGACCUGCAAGUGAAGCCUGUGUGUGUGACUGCAAGCCCUGUUCUUUUCCUUCUGCCUUUGAUGAGCCUGUGAACCACAGAGGAAACCUGCAAUAUUCUGAUACCACCACGGUUGGCCUGGCACAUACUGUUUGAAACAAAAAGGGUGUCUGUGUUGGUGUAUGUUGUUCUGACACAAAAAAGAAAAAAUGGUUCUGAAACAUUGUGAGCAUGUUGGUAUACAAAAUGUAAAACAGAUCUAACUCAGUCUGUUCUUGUGCAAAAAGAUUAUGUCAAAACCUGAUAUUUACCAGAAAACAAGAAAACCUGCAAAAAAAAAAAAAAAAAAGAUAAGCACAAACGUGUUGAUAGUGUCUGCUGUUUCUCCACAGGUGUAUAACAUCAAAUAAAAAGUCAACUCUGCAGUGGACCGAGUUCCUGCAAGACAGUGUGAUUCUCACCAGGCGGAAUCCUUGUUACACCACGAAUGUAACAAACAUCCUAUAUUAUAUCAGCAAUUGUGAAAAUAAGCGACCUUCAAAUUUUGGCAGAACCAAAUGUGGACCGUCAACACACACAAACACGCCUCUCUUGGUGAGAGUUGCCCUGUGUUCCAGGUGUGACGUCCUCUUCCUGUACCACGUCAGUACGAUUCAUCAGAGAGUCUUUAGAUACAAAGCAUAUAGUCAUUUUGAAAAUGUACGAGUGCAAACCAAUAAACAAGACGUUCUGUACAGCGAA
Messenger RNA from Betta splendens (Siamese fighting fish), 6617 nucleotides. RefSeq names its product potassium channel tetramerization domain containing 16b (gene kctd16b). Gene Ontology annotation, molecular function: protein binding. The record is from RefSeq and is a predicted model, not a curated record. Gene Ontology annotation, cellular component: presynaptic membrane; postsynaptic membrane. The coding region runs from base 1000 to 2283 and encodes 427 amino acids. Lineage: Eukaryota; Metazoa; Chordata; Actinopteri; Anabantiformes; Osphronemidae. Gene Ontology annotation, biological process: regulation of G protein-coupled receptor signaling pathway; protein homooligomerization. The transcript is spliced from 2 exons.